UUGUUGUGAGCUGUGUAUAAAUCUCUCUCUCAGGAGGAGUGUCAAUCGGUGCGGUGUCAAUCAGAGCCUCGGCUUCCCUUUCAUCUCUCUUUCCUCCCAGUGACUGAAGAGAGAGAAAAAGGAGGAGGAGGGAGCACGGCUACAUUACCAACACACACAUACACACACUGGUUACAUUACGCUGUGGAAGCGGUGCAGGAGCAGUGGGAAGUCGGGUCCACGGCGUUUUUCCACUCUUGCCUUCUUUUUUUGAUUGUUUUCUGUGAUUUUCUUCUUCUUUUUGUUUUUGCUUUUAUCCCUCCUCCUCCGAGCAGCUUCGAGGAUGUAUUUUUAAGCAUCACGGCGUCUCGCUGCGUUGCUUGUCGCCCAAGUAUUUGCUUGUUUUAAAAACCCCCAACAACAACUGCGUUUUCUUCCAUUUACACAUCCAUCACUUAAUUUCUUUUCCCUUUUCCUCGUCUUACUUUCCCCCUCCCUCCAACCUCUCCACACGCACACUGAAGGACGCUCGCAGCUCCGUCCCCGGGACCACCGAGGAAAUAUCUUCUCUCACUUUUCUAAAUGUACUUUUUCACGUUGAGUCGUUUUUACAGGAACGCGGCGGUCGUCGCGUGCUGACUUCAAACAGAAAAAAAAGAAAGAAAGCGAGAGGGGAGAAAAAAGAUGGUGAUGAGAUUUUAACUCGUGGUUUGUUCCCCCUUUUUAUGUUUUCCUCAUGACAUUGAGGCGUGCACUGGACUUCUCAUUCCGACCGCUUUGCAUCUCACUUUUUUUAGUGUGUGAGUUUCAAGCUUAGUUAAACUCUCGCGACGGAAAAAGAACAGAAAAGAGGGGGGAAAAAACAACAACAAAAGGACGCCGGCAGCAGCCUCGCGCCUCCUGUUGCUUCAGUAAAAACACACCGGCAGUGUGCUCGCACGCCGCUUCCUCUCCGGGUGACUCUCCGGUGUGACACAGGGGAGGAGGUGGAGGGGGGGAAGGCAACGGUUCCCACUCCGUUUCGGUGGGAGUUUUUUUUUAUUUUUCCUUUUUCAUCUUUCCCACUCUCUAUUUCUGUGUAGUUUCGGGACAGUGGUGGCACGCGUUGUUGUCUUCGGUUUUCUCGGGGAAGCGAAACACUUUGUGAAAAAAUGCCCCAGUUAUCAGGCGGCGGAGACCCGGAGCUUUGCGCCACAGAUGAAAUGAUCCCGUUCAAAGACGAGGGGGACCCGCAGAAGGAGCAGAUCUUCGCCGAGCUGAGCCAUUCGGAAGAGGAAGGGGACCUGGCAGACAUCAAGUCAUCUCUGGUCAACGAGUCGGAAAGCAGCCCCAACAGCAACAGCCACGACGCAGCUAGACAGUCCCAAAUACCACAAGAUUCAUAUCAUGAAAAACACAGAGACCAUCCGGAAGAUGGAAAGCAUCAAGACAUGUACAGUAAAGGCCAUCCGUACCCGGGCUACCCAGGUUACAUCAUGAUGAGCAACAUGAACACUGAUUCCUACAUGAACAAUGGCUCCCUCUCGCCGCCCAUGCCCAGAACGUCCAACAAAGUCCCCGUGGUGCAGCCAUCUCAUGCAGUCCACCCGCUCACCCCCCUGAUCACGUACAGUGACGAACACUUCGCUCCAGUGUCCCAUUCUGGCCAUCACCCCCAGGAUGCCAACAACAAACAAGGAAUGCCCAGGCAUCACCCCGGACCAGACAUGCCCAACUUCUACUCCUUGUCUCCUGGAGGAGUGGGGCAGCUCACAUCACAGCUGGGAUGGUUCCCGCACCACAUGGUGCCAGGUCCCCCAGGUCCUCACGCCACAGGAAUCCCUCACCCGGCCAUUGUCAAUCCACAGGUCAAACAGGAGCCACCUCAUGACGGUGACAUCAUGCACAUGAAGCCGCAGCACGAACAGAGAAAGGAGCAGGAGCCCAAAAGACCGCACAUCAAAAAGCCGCUAAACGCCUUCAUGCUCUACAUGAAAGAGAUGCGUGCGAACGUGGUUGCCGAGUGCACGCUGAAGGAGAGCGCCGCCAUCAAUCAGAUCCUGGGACGAAGGUGGCAUGCUUUAUCUCGAGAAGAGCAAGCUAAGUAUUACGAGUUAGCCCGCAAGGAACGGCAGCUCCACAUGCAGCUCUACCCAGGCUGGUCCGCUCGAGACAACUAUGGAAAGAAGAAGAAGCGGAAGAGGGAGAAGAUGCAGGAAUCGGCCACAGGUACAGGCCAGAGAAUGAAAACGGCGUACAUCUGAGAAUAUGGAGGAAAACGCAACAGUUUCUCCACAUGCAAAGCAAAGGCAGCAGCUUCAGGCCCUCUGCUAGAGAUGGAGGCCUGUUAGAUCCCAUGAAGACCCUUAAAUCUCCAAAACCGAAGCCUCCAGUUCUCAGAGAAACCCCCACAGCACCCCACAACCCCCCCUGUUGAUACCCUGCCUAACCCUACCCGCUUUCCUUUGCCACCAUCACAUGCCACCGCCGUCACCAGAAUCACUGUUUGACUCUACUUCCUCCCUAAAGGCGCCUGCUGUAGAGACACUGAACCGAACUGACCGAGACAAUCAUGAUUAUAGUAGGAGCACCCUCACGUAACCGUGCCGUCUCACUCUGAAAGCAUCGAGUUAACAUCUGUGUGGUUAUUUUCAUUUUAAUAUAUAUAUUUUUUAUUUUUGUUUAGUCAGUUUUCCUUUUCAAUGUUGGCUUUACUGCAAAUCUGUGGCACUGCACUGAAAAAUAGCAGCAAUUGUGAUGUGUGCACAAACGCCCCCCUCCCCCACCCUGCACUGCCCGUAACAGUCAAAACACUUGCUACUAAGUUAUUCUAAGUUAUUUUGCCACCUCUUUUUCCCCUUUGUGUAGUUCAUUAGGCUGUAAUUUACUUCCCUACCCCUUGUGUUUCUCUCACUGGGUUUUUUUUUUUUUUGUUGUUGUUGUUGUUGUUUUGAGACCAUUUUGGGGGUUUGCCACCACCCCCCACCCCUCCAUCCCUGACUGACCAAACACCUCUUUCUAGACUGCACUAAGGAAGAUGGAGGGAUCUCAUCUUGUCCAAGAAACGCCCUCAAGAUUUCUAGUUCGUUGCUGACGACCAGUUGGUGCAAAAAAAGGAUCAACAUUUUGGAUUUGCUUUUCAUUUUAGACUGAAUAUUAUUUUUGAAUGCCUUUUAUUUGUAUCCUGAACCCUUGUUCAGUUUCUUGGUGUAUAUUUCUGUGAUUAUUUUUCCCCUUUGUUUAAUAUGGUUUUUGUUUUUGUUUUUUUUUAUAUAUAUAGUGGUAUAUAUGAAAAUAAGCUUUGGACACAGGAAAGCCAUUUUUCUUGUUGAAGCGUCUUGCAGAAAAUUGAAACUUAAGGCUUCUUUUGAUAACUAUUUGUAACAAAUAGUGACCUCGAGUCUUGCUCAGAUGUAAAAUAAUGCUCAGUAUGUGUACUUUUUAAACUGUCAGGAUUAUGUCAAUUUUCUUGGUAUUUUUGCAGGCAACAUUAGGACAAAGGCGAGAGUGACAGCUCAGAGGCCUAUAUUUUAUUGUUCUAAAACAUGACAUAUGAAGCAGAAAUAUAUAUUUACCCCAGCACUUGACAGUCUGUCUUUUAUUGCAAUGGACCUUUUUGUCUUUUCUCUCUGGUAGCUAAUAGUGUGGUCUUUAGCCAUGUUGUUUAUUCCAUGCAAACAUCUCUGUAACAUCUUGAUUUUAAUGCUCUAUUUUUAGUAUUACUUGAUUAAUUCCUUUUUUUUCUAAAGUCUCAUGUUUUAGGUCACUGUCAUCUUGGUAUAGCAUUUUUUUUUUCUUCUUUGCUUCCCAAGUGGUCAUAUUUGAACCGUUUCAACAUGUUUUGUUUUUUUGUUUUUUUUAAAGAAAAACAAUAAAAAGGCACCAUUGGCUCAUUUGAUCACUUGUGUGGUGGAAAGACCAGAGCUAGAUGUGCCAGAUGUAA
Molecule: messenger RNA, 3901 nt
Organism: Neolamprologus brichardi
Lineage: Eukaryota; Metazoa; Chordata; Actinopteri; Cichliformes; Cichlidae
Gene: lef1
Product: lymphoid enhancer-binding factor 1
Biological process (GO): regulation of transcription by RNA polymerase II; canonical Wnt signaling pathway
Cellular component (GO): chromatin; beta-catenin-TCF complex
Molecular function (GO): RNA polymerase II cis-regulatory region sequence-specific DNA binding; DNA-binding transcription factor activity, RNA polymerase II-specific
Source: RefSeq, a predicted model, not a curated record